AUGGCUUGCAUCAUGCUCCUGGCAUUGAACCCAGACACGCCUGCCUAUGGUUUUCUUGAACUCUUUGCUGGAGAAGGAUGGGUAACAAAGCUGAUGAAAGUGAAUGGAAUCCCAUCAGCAGCUUUUGACAUUGACUAUGGGCAGCCAUUGGAGGGGAAACAGGAUGCUAUGAACAUUCUGUCUGAUCCAGGAUUUGCGCUAAUCCUCCUCUCGAUAUUGAACGCAAAGUUCGAGAACUUCCUGGUGGUCAUAGGAUUGGUGUGCUCGUCAUGGGUAACAGUGUCUUCAGGUACACACUACCGCUCACCGUGGUUUCCACUUGGUAUUGAAGAACAUGGCUUUGUAUCGCGCGGGAACCAGAUGACGAGCAGGGUUGUGCUUCUGAUCCUGGCAAUCACUGCGAUGGGGGGAACGUGGGUGCUGGAGCAGCCACGCUCCAGCAAAGUAAUUUGGCAUCCCCGGGUUAGAUUGCUGUGGAGACUUAUUCCUGAGGUAUUUGAAGCCAGGUGGUGGGCUUGCAUGUAUGGAGCUGGAACUGCAAAGCGCCACAUCGCUUGGUCAAACAGUAGAACGGUGCAGCUACUGGACUUGGGGAAAAUGAUCAAGGCGACCUAUCCGCCGAGAUUUGGUAUGAAGCUGGCAAAACUACACAGCCGCUUCUGCACCAAAAGGUCAUUGGAUUUUGGGACCCACAUUGAAGCAAACAAUGUGGACUUGGGGAUCCACUUGUUUGAGACCUUGGAUUGGGCGCUCACUGAUUGGUGGUGUGAUGCCAAUAUGAAGGAGUAUGAGCGAAAGCUUGAACAACUCAAGGCGGCGAAGGCAGCCACUGAUGCUUCUGACUCUAGCAAGCAGCCCGAGCAGGACCCGAAGAAAGAGCUGGAUGAGCUCCGAAAGGUCCCAGCCCCGUCUCUGGGGCCGAAGGCCAAGGUCUUGCCUCCACCAGAGCUCAAGCCCCCGGAGACUGAAGGAGCACGCCUCAACCGGUUGAGGAAUGACCGGUACAACAAAAAGCUCAAGAAGUACUAUGUUGUCUAUGAGGAAGGUGACGAAGAGGUGUCUGAAGAUGAGGAGCGUGUUGACCACGUCGACCAGGAAGUUGCUGAUGACAAUGUCGAGUUCAGUAGGUCCGUGGAGAACUUGGAGGCCGCGUGCAAAACCUUGGAGGAUCAGUACGAGCAGUGCGAACAGGUCAAGCUGGAUGUUGGAGCCCUUCAUGACAAUGACAUUGCUGACCCUCUUGCAAAAGAGUUCCUCAUCUUCUAUGGACUCAAGUUCAAGUUUCCAAGACAGGCCCCUUGCAAACACGUGGUGCAGUUGGCCAAAGCAGAGGUGCGAAGGAAUCCUGCUGCCAGUCCAACUUUGAGGGCAUUUUCAAGGGUCCGUGAGAAAGAUGCAGAAAACGGAGUUCACAGAGUCUUGAGGGAAGCUGGCUUCUCCGCGCCAGUGAACAUUGAUGUAGUCGACCUAGGGGUUGGAAGGUACAACAACUUUCCCAUCAUCAAGUUUUCUUCAUGGGCCCAACUUCUUUUGGAUACCGACAGGUUUUCACGCCUGCUUGUUGGAGUGCCCACCAUUCAGAAAAUGAAAGCAGUUCUGGCAGAGUUUUGGAGGAGGUUUCGCGACUUGCAUCCAGAUCAUGGAAUCUAUGAUCUGGCAGAUCAGGGCACAAUCCAGUUGGAAACCACAGUUCCUUUCUAUUCGCACAGCGAUGAAGGACGUUCCUUCAAGCAUCUACCAUUGUGGGUCCUCUCGGCCCACGGCGCGAUUGGCAGAGGUACUAAGCUGUACCUUGAAGAUCGCAAGUAUUUGGCGCCCUUGAGGCGCAACAGCAUGGGGCUCAAUUUUGUUGGGAAGACGUGGACCACGAACUACAUGUUUGGGGCAGUGUUGAAAACGGUUCAACUUGAAUGUCCGUGGGCAAUUCCUACAUUGGUGAAAGCCUUCGCAGAGGAUGUGGAGAUGUUGUUGCGCACAGGAAUUGUGUCCAAGGAUGGCCUAACUCAGAUUUGGAUGGCUCACAUUGGCCACAAAGGUGACCUGCCAGCGUUGGUGGAUAUGGGCGGCUUUCGCCGCAGCUACCGGAAUGUAGCCAGGGGCGCAGUGUCCCGGAAAGCAUGUGCAGGUGUGUGUCACUUGUGCCUGGCAGGGCGUGAACUUGAUGUUGCUCGUGGCCAUGCAGCUCACCCUUUCGAAGAUGUCAAUCCAAGCGCAUCAUGGGUGGGAACAAUAGGUGUGGAACCACCAUGGGAGGGCGAGCUCCCAAACAUUCUCCGAGGAGUGCCCGUGACAGGUCCAGAGCAGGUGCGUUUCUUCGUGACUGAUUUGUGGCACAAUCUGCACAUGGGGCUGGCAAAACAUUUCUUGGCCUGCUCAUUUGUGUGUAUCAUUGAAUCAAAUCUUGAAGGAAUGCCUCCCGGAAGUGUUGAGAACAAGUUCACAUGGUUGACAUCUAUUUACCGAAGCUACUUCCAAUCCAAGAACACUAGUCCGUUUGUGAAUGAGAUCUCCAGGGACACCCUCAACUUUCCUGCCUCGACAGCAUCCCCCAUUGGGAAGUGGUCAAAGGGUGCAGCAAGUACCGAGAUGAUGAUGUUUCUGGACUUCUUUGGCCGGAAUUACAUUGAAAACAAAUCGGACGAUGAGCUUCUUUGUGCCAUUGCUUCAGGAGUUCGGGUAUUGAAUGUGUGUAUGUCAGCUCUCUACCACUCCGGUUAUUGGAUCAAGAAGGACAAGGCGCUCCAAAUGUCUGGCAUGAUCUAUCGGUUUCUGGCGAUGUACGCCAAGUGCGCUCAGUUGACAGUGGCCCAGGGAAAGCGGAGGUUCCCUAUGGUCCCCAAGAUUCACAUGAUUGCGCACUGCGCUCAAGAUCUUCGUUCUCAAUCGUCUUUGGGGGAUUGGGUGCACAAUCCCCUAUCGGCUACAAACCAAAUACAGGAGGAUUUCAUUGGACGUCCUUCUAGAAUCAGCCGCCGUGUUUGCAUUCGUUCCUUGCACACCAGUUUGAUCAAAAGGGCAUUGAUCAUGUACCAAGACUGCUUAAAGAGUUCAGACUUGGACAAAAGGGGCAUGGAUGG
Messenger RNA from Durusdinium trenchii, 3077 nucleotides. The record is from the annotation of a GenBank genome assembly. NCBI's taxonomy places the organism in Eukaryota, Dinophyceae, Suessiales, Symbiodiniaceae.